AUGCUCACCUCUCUCUUGCCUUUUCUUCUCUACUGCCUGACUUUGGAAGGCGCUCGUGCCAACCACUCCACGUGCUCCAGGGGCCCUUUGGCCAGGGCUCCGUGGUACGAUGACUAUCGGCUCUGGUGUGAGGCAGGACGCGUCGACACUGCGGCGGACCAGGCAGAGUAUCGAUGCAACGACCAGAAAGACGUGGUGAUUGCCGACUUUGGCAAACUGAGGCCAGGCGUUCUUGAGUGGGGCACGCCUUGUGGGCGCAACGGUUAUGGAUUCGAUUACAAAGGAGUUUGCUGGUCACGAUCGUGGGUCUUGUGCCUGGGUGAUACCUGUAACCUGGCCUGUUACUACUUGGAUCCUGAAGACGAUUGCGAGUGGCCAAAACAUUUCAACUUGUCGACUGCUCCGAAGAGCGUUGAGCUUUGGUACUAUCGCUGGCGUCGCAGCUGGGGACAGUGA
This is a messenger RNA of Jaminaea rosea, 456 nucleotides long. RefSeq lists its product as hypothetical. Bases 1 to 456 code for a protein of 151 amino acids. The transcript is spliced from 4 exons. Lineage: Eukaryota; Fungi; Basidiomycota; Exobasidiomycetes; Microstromatales. The record is from RefSeq and is a predicted model, not a curated record.